Messenger RNA from Pistacia vera, 1350 nucleotides. RefSeq names its product phospholipase A1-II 1-like. The coding region runs from base 1 to 1350 and encodes 449 amino acids. The record is from RefSeq and is a predicted model, not a curated record. Gene Ontology annotation, molecular function: glycerophospholipid phospholipase A1 activity. The transcript is spliced from 5 exons. Gene Ontology annotation, biological process: lipid metabolic process. Lineage: Eukaryota; Viridiplantae; Streptophyta; Magnoliopsida; Sapindales; Anacardiaceae.
AUGGACGAUCAGUGGAAGAAGCUUAGUGGUGCUGGGAACUGGGAUGGUCUCUUGGAACCUCUACACAAAGUUCUCCAAAAACGUUUAAAGCUCUAUUGUGAAAGUAUUCAAGUUAUUUAUGACUCCGUUAGUAAUCAUGAUAAAAGACAACCUGCCCAUAAAAAGGAAGAUUUAUUCUCUAAACCGAAAACAAAAGAAUUGGAAACGUUAUACACUGUGACUCACUAUAUAUAUGCAAGGUCAGAUGUUCCUUCCUUGGUUAAUUGGAUUGUUAAAGACAAAUCUGCUUGGAUUGGUUAUGUGGCUGUAGCCACAGAUGAAGGAAAGGAAGUGCUAGGAAGAAGAGACAUUUUGAUUUGUUGGAGAGGAACUAAUUCUAAGACCGAAGGGCUCAAAGAUUGUGAAUGCAGUUUGAUCUCAGCGUCAGACAUUUUUGGGAAAACCCAUAAUCCACAUGUGCACAAAGGAUUUCUCUCCCUCUACAAGUCGCCAAAUAUUGAACCACCCUCAUACAAUGAUUUGAGUGCCAGAGAUCAGGUGUUGCAUGCAGUUAAGACACUGAUGAAUAAGGUUGAUUACAGAGAUGAGGAAAUCAGUAUAACUGUAACAGGUCACAGUCUUGGCGCAGCGCUUGCCACAUUGAGCGCAACUGACAUAGUUGCCAAUAAGCAUAAUAGGCGCAAAGGAUCAGACAAAAAAUGCAUGGUCACGGCCUUCGUGUUUGCGACCCCCAAGGUUGGAGAUAAAGGAUUCAGGGACGUAUUCGAUCAACUCAGCGAACUUCAUCUGUUGCGUAUUAAAAAUAAAUUGGACGUUGUACCUAAACUUCCUCCCCUCCCUGCCUAUGAACACGUGGGAAUAAAGUUAAAGAUUGAGAGUUACAAGGAACUGUUACCGAAACUUAAGGAACUGUUAUCGAAACUUAAGGAAGGGCUUCAUUUUCAUAGUUUGAAGCAGCAUGUGGUUGGACUUGGACGAACCACGAGGUCCAUGUUUCACAGGGAAACACACAACUUGAGGAAGGCUGACAAGUGCUUGGUGCGCUUGUGCCAUGCAGUGCCUAGAGGCGAGUUUAGGCCCUGUGACAGUGGUAUCAGAGCCCGGGUUGAGAUGGACGCUUUAAGGGAAAGAGUGACUCGGUUAGAGGAGAUGCUGGGUGAGAUUCAAGAUGUGGAUUUGACUAACAAGAGACUGGAGGCCUUAGAGAAUGACAAUGUCUUGCUGAAGCAUGCCCUCCCUCGUAGUCUUGAUAGGAGAAGUACAACCAAGAUAAGUGUGCCCAAACCAAAGGCUUUUCAGGGUGCUAAAAACGCCAAGGAGUUGGAAAAUUUCUUGUUGGAUAUGAAGUAG